Messenger RNA from Xylona heveae TC161, 2727 nucleotides. RefSeq names its product kinase-like protein. NCBI's taxonomy places the organism in Eukaryota, Fungi, Ascomycota, Xylonomycetes, Xylonales, Xylonaceae. Gene Ontology annotation, biological process: peptidyl-serine phosphorylation; peptidyl-threonine phosphorylation. Gene Ontology annotation, molecular function: protein serine/threonine kinase activity; protein tyrosine kinase activity; ATP binding. Gene Ontology annotation, cellular component: nucleus; cytoplasm. The transcript has 8 exons. The record is from RefSeq and is a predicted model, not a curated record. The coding region runs from base 1 to 2727 and encodes 908 amino acids.
AUGCAACAGGCUUGGCAGCAGCAGCAGGAGGAACCAGCAGUCGGUCAGCCCGCGCGGUAUGCGCCAUUGAGUAAUUCACAACAGCAACAGCAAUCCCCGGUAAGAGGGCCACAAGAGCCUCCAAUUCAACCUCAGCCGCCGCCUGGUUUCAAUUACGAGGUCUAUCAAUCCCCCUCAUCGUCAUCUCAUAGCCAAACGAUGAGCAUGUCACCUUCAAUGACACCCCGCAUCAACGCUGGAGAACGCGACGAUGACGACGUUCCCAUGGAGGAUGCGGACCCGUACAAUCGGUCCAAGUACUCAUCAAGACCAAGUCAUUCGCAGAGACCUUCGUCACAGUAUAUGCCUCAGGAAGAAUCCUCGGCCGCUCGAAGAUAUUCUCCGAUGAACACCUUCUCGCCAACCUCACCGUAUGCGCGAAGCCCGCAGCAAUCCAAUCCACCAGCAUACAGCCCGUAUGCAUCGCAAUCCAAUCCUCUUCGGCAAUCUCCCACUCGCUCAAAUCCAUAUGCUUCCCCAUCUCAUUCUUAUUAUACCCCAACUUCAGCAGCCCGAUCGCAGCCACCGCAAUUGACGCCCCUCCAGCCACCCGAUUCCACCCCUGCCCAGAAUCUCUCGCUGUCCGCCACACCGCAACUCAACACCGGUUUUGGGCGAGAGCUAAGAUCACCAAGAUAUGCCCCUCCACAAUUAAACAAUGGAUCACACAGGAGCUCUGUUCCUCGCUUUGCGAAAGUGAAAUCGAUUCAGGAACUGCGACCCAAAGUCAAUGCUCAACCCGCAUUCAGACGUGCGAAUCCAGAAGGCGGGUUUAUUAGUCCUCUGCAAGCAUUGACAACACAUCUGCCGGCUACAUAUCGCAUUUGUAACCCGAAUUUCAAAUACGAAUCAUCGCGCAAUCCGCGCCGGGUCCUUACAAAACCUAGUAAAGGCGUGAAAAAUGAUGGAUAUGAUAACGACGACAGUGAUUAUAUCCUUUAUGUCAAUGAUAUCUUGGGCUCCGAGGAGACGGGUCAUAAAAAUCGUUACCUCAUCCUCGAUGUCCUGGGCCAGGGCACUUUUGGGCAAGUGGUGAAAUGCCAAAAUUUGAAAACACAGGAGGUCGUGGCCGUAAAGGUUGUCAAGAAUCGGACAGCUUAUUUUAAUCAAAGUAUGAUGGAGGUUUCCGUCCUAGACCUGCUCAACAGCAAGCUUGAUAAAAACGACGAUCACCAUCUGCUCAGGCUCAAAGAUACGUUUAUUCAUAGACAGCAUCUAUGCCUGGUGUUUGAGUUAUUGAGCGUCAAUCUGUAUGAACUUAUAAAACAGAAUCAGUUCCGCGGUUUGAGUACGACCCUUGUCAGAGUCUUCGCUCAGCAACUCCUGAACGGGUUGACCCUCCUCAACAAAGCAAGAUUGAUUCAUUGCGAUCUCAAACCUGAAAAUAUUUUAUUGAAAAAUCUCGAGAGCCCAAUUAUCAAAAUUAUAGAUUUUGGAUCUGCGUGCGAUGAGAGACAAACAGUUUACACUUAUAUUCAAUCGAGAUUCUACCGGUCACCCGAGGUCCUUCUCGGUCUACCGUACUCUUCUGCCAUUGACAUGUGGUCUUUAGGUUGCAUUGUCGUCGAGUUGUUUCUUGGCCUCCCCUUGUUUCCGGGAUCGUCUGAAUAUAAUCAAGUUUCCCGCAUAACAGAAAUGCUUGGGCUUCCGCCGACAUGGAUGCUCGAAAUGGGCAAACAAUCUGGUGAAUUUUUCGAGAAAGUUCAUGAUGAGUAUGGACGACGCACAUAUCGCCUGAAAACCAUGGAGCAAUAUUCACGAGAACAUGGGACGAAAGAGCAGCCUAGCAAGAAAUAUUUUCAAGCGAAUUCGCUGCCCGAAAUAAUUCGCAGCUAUCCGAUGCCCAGAAAAAAUAUGAAGCCUGCUGAGAUUGAGAGAGAAAUGAAUAAUCGUGUUGCAUUCACCGACUUUGUUAGGGGAUUAUUAAAUAUUAAUCCCUUAGAAAGGUGGACCCCUCAGCAAGCUAAAUUACAUCCUUUCAUCACCCAACAGAAAUACACCGGGCCUUUUAUCCCUCCGAUGAAUCUCAAAGCAACGGCACUGAACAAGACACCUGCUCCUGGGGUGCAGCAGCAGCAACAGGCUGAAGCCCUAAGCAAACAACGGGCGCAGGCUGCACAAGCUGCACAAGCGCAAGCGCAGUCUGCAGCACAAUCUGCUUAUGCGAACAUGCAGCUGGGUCAGUAUUCGCAAGGAGCACAUAGUCAAGCUCCUCCAAUGUACAGCAACAUGUAUGCGGCGCAUCCUAAUGCCCAUCACCAAGGCCCGCCACCUCCUUAUGCUUCGCAGCAAACAACAGCAUAUGGCCACCAGAUGCCUAUGAUUCAACAGACUCCUUCACAAAUGGCAUCGAGCCAAUAUAGCUCGCAACCAAGUCUUUAUGCUCAAGCAACGACAAGGGCAGGUCGCCAACGCGCGUCGACGAUGGAUCAACAGCAAGCCGCGAUCCCGCCUGCUAUUCAGCGUGUUGCUAGUCAUCUCGAUCCAAAUGCGCCGAUUAGGUUGCAACCCAGUCCAGCUUACUAUCCACCGCCGCCCGAUGGCGCUCAUGAUACGGGCCCUGGGAGCGCUAAAAGGAGAGGAAGUCGCGCUGGUGGAAGCUCCCAGCGAGGGAACCGAGAUUUCAUCAGGAAUCUUGAGGAUAGGACUUUAGAAGAAGGGUUUUUGAACCAGUCCCAGUGGCAUUGA